Messenger RNA from Paramormyrops kingsleyae, 4801 nucleotides. NCBI's taxonomy places the organism in Eukaryota, Metazoa, Chordata, Actinopteri, Osteoglossiformes, Mormyridae. The record is from RefSeq and is a predicted model, not a curated record.
GGGGGGUUGUCUCCGUUUUUCUGCCUGGGUCUUUGUCAUUGCUGUUCCUUCAUUGGUGCCCGUGGAGUUUUCUAAGGUAGCUUUGCAGAAGAUAUGAGGUGAGAAGAUAAACAUGCAUGCCAGCUAUUGUCAUGACAGCAUUGAACCAAAACAUUCUGUCUAGAGUAUAUUUUUCACUCCAUGGCAUUCAGCAGCUGUAGAAUAAUUCCUAAAACUGACCAAGAUUUGUGAGGAGGAAGCAUUUAGACGUUGUGCACGUAGUGAUUUGGGGGGUUGCGACAUUAAUUUGCUUUCCUCCCGGCAUUUCCCAGUGAUAAUUGGUGCCUAUUUAGCUCUAUUCUUGGUUGGGCAAUAUAAAAGCUCAAAGCAACAACUAAGUACAGCCCAUGUGCUUGAACUGCAUAACAGAAUGUAGAAAAAGGGAUGGAAUAGAGGGAGACACGCACAUUGACGCUGCAAGCGCGCCGAAAUUGAUUUGGCUCCCUUUUUAAUGCAAAUCUGUGGCUCCGUUCGCAGGCAGCGAUUGGACGGCCGUUGUUUCCCGCCAGCGAGCGAGGCUAGUCUUACAAUGAGGUGAUAAGAGGAUGUAUUCAGAGACGGCAAGAGCGGGAAUGCCAGGAGAAUGAGACCAAGCUGGAGAGAGAGCGAGUGUGAGAAAAGAGGGGGAUGUGGAGGAGAGGGGAGAGCACAGCGAAAGAGGAUUAGAUGGAGGAGGAGAGGGCUGCUGACGGAGAGAGGGUUAAUGAGGGAGGGAGAGAAAGAGAGAGAGACGGAAAGAGGGAAGUAGCAGUUGCCAUUAAUCUGGCGUGCUCGUGGUCCCCUGGGCCUCUCAGUGCCGGAGUGGAGCCGGCCUUGCUGAGCUAUGGGUUAGAUGCUCGCACCAUUAGAGCCCAGCACUGCCUCAGCCCCCCCAAAUUGGCACAGCCACCGUGGCUAAAAGCAUACAACGCCAGUCCAGGCUACCCUCGUCCUCACUGUCUGAGGCUGGAGCCAAAUGAAUAGUCUUUCAUGUCAAUAGAGUGCAAGCGUCAAGGUUUCCCUUGACUGUUUCCACCACCACCUCCGCACUGUGCAGAUUUUCUAGACGUGAGCCUAGCUGGUGUAGUGCCACCUCCGUGCUGUAAUCUCCAGUGACGUCUCUGACGGAGUUUUCCAUGUCCCCCCCCCCACAGAACUCCAUACGGCACAACCUGUCCCUGCACACUCGCUUCAUCCGCGUCCAGAACGAGGGCACCGGGAAGAGUUCCUGGUGGAUGCUGAACCCAGAGGGAGGCAAGGCAGGGAAGGCACCUCGGCGCCGGGCCGUCUCCAUGGACAAUAACUCCAAAUACUUGAAGAGCAAGGGGCGGGUCAGCCGGAAGAAGGCAGCGGGGCGGCCGGGGCUUGGGGCCGCGCCUGGGCUGCAGGGGUCCGUCGCAGAGGAGGGCAGCCCCAGCGGAAAGGCGGUGGGGGUGGGAGCAGGUGCUGAGGAGUUUGAUGCCUGGACGGACAUCCACUCCCGGGCCAGCUCUUCCACCUCCACCCUGAGCGGCCGCUUGUCGCCCAUCCUGGCCGAAGCCGAGCUGGAGGAGCCUGAGGAGGGUGUUCUCUCCUGCUCCGCCUCCCCCCACCUGUACCCCAGCCCAUCCAGCGCCCGCUCGCCUGCCCUGGGAGCCGCCGGGCACUGUCCUUCAGUGGAGCUCCCGCAGCUUGCUGACUUGACGGGGGCCAUCAGCCUGGAGGAGAGGCUCCUGGAAGAAGGGUACCACCAGCCCCCCCGGCACAAGCGUCCCAGCUUCCACUUCGGGUCCGGCAGCAAAGGCCAGGGCUCGUACUGUGGCUCCGUGUAUAGCCAGCCGGCCAUGGGGCUGCUGCGGCACCACUCGCCCAUGCAGACCAUUCAGGAAAACAAAGCUGCCAGCUUUCAGGGCUCAAUGAGGGGCUACGGCAGCUCCAACGCCCUGCAGGACCUGCUCACCGGGGGGCCGCGCUACUGCAGCAAGGACAUGAUGCUGAGGCCAGAGGCAGAGUCACACCCCCUGAUGGGUCCCUCCAGCACAGGCCACUCCCUCAGCCACAGCGCCGGCCUCCACCACGGCCAUAACCAGAACCCAAGCCACAAUCCCAGUCACAAUGCCAACCCCGGGCAUAAUGUGCAUCACAGUGCCAGUCAUAAUCCCAGCCACAGUCACAGUCACAGCCAUACUGCCAACCACAACCACAGCUCCAAUCGCAACCACAACCCUACUCACAACCACAACCCUACUCACAACCACAACCACAACCCUACUCACAACCACAACCAUGCGCACACUCGCCCAGGUCAGCAACCGGCUCUCACACCCCAGAUGAACAGUGGACUUCUGCAGCCCUACAGCCUCAAAGCCCCUGACCUAUAUAGCCCCUCAGGCCACGCCCACCUACCUGCCUCCACCUCCUUGCCCCCUAACCCGGCUGGCAUGCUGGGGAUGCCCCAGGAUUCCUGCCACCUGGCCACAGCCCCGCACCCCCGACUCCAGCCCUACUCCGGGGGCCACCACCAGGGCAUGGAGGACCCCCGACAUGGACACUACCACCACCCACAGAGUGGAAGCGGAGGCUACCAUGGUUAUCAUCACCCGCACCAUCCCCACGCCCAUCACCCACAUGAUCGGCUGCCCGCUGACUUGGACCUGGACAUCUUCCAGGGCAGCCUGGACUGCGAUGUGGAGUCGAUCCUCCUCAAUGACUUCAUGGACUCUGAGGAGAUGGACUUCAACUUCGACAGCUCUUUGUCCCAGGGGAUGGGCAUGGGUAUGGGUAUGGGAAUGGGCAUGGGCAUGGGCAUGGGCAUGGCGGUGGGAAUGAGUGGCCUGGCGGGCCCCCCCCAGGCCCACAAUAAUCAGAACUGGGUGCCUGGCUGACCCUCCCUUGGUAACGCUUGGAGAGACCUCACACAUGACGAGGAGCGGUUGGCAAGGGGGGUCCUUCAGAUUGACAUACCCAGCUGUCUGCUUGACUGUGACUUCUAGGCCACAUGAGAAAACAAUGUGAUAGAAACACAUACAAUCUAACCGCCUCUCCCCCACCCAAUUUCCCCCCCAUCCCCUCAAUCUACCCCAAGCCCUCUGCCCCCGGUCACUGUGCUUAUGGUUCACGUCCUUCCAGUCUGUCGAGUCAGUCGUACUGUGAUGACAAUCCCAGUGUUACCGCCAUCUACCAAGGCCUCCCGUCAAGCCGGAACUUUCUAGCACUUUAUAUGUAUGAUGCUGGGAGUCACGCAGAUGCCACCAGGGGAGGUCGCUCUGCCGUGCGGCACGUUCCGCCUGCCGGGGGCGCCCCCGGGCAUAUCCAUCAGGCUCGAGCGUCGACACUCCGCACGUCGCCGCGACCCAGCGUGUCUGCCUCGCACCCAGCACCUCCGCGCCGCUAGCUUGCCGCUGACGUCACCCCAUUGAAAUUCCGCGUCUCGCUUUUAAUCUCCAAAGUGACCCAGUAGUGAUGUAUCAUUAUUGCAAAUUUAAUGCAGUGGUGGCACCCCCAGCCCACGUCCGCUGCGCGUAAUGCGCUGAGUGAAGGGAGUGAUUAACGCUAAGUCAUCUUGCAGUAAUGUAGCCGGCGCCCCACCCCACCUCACCCCCACCUGAUUAAACAGAAAGGGUGCGGAAGGUGCACAAGUCCUCUGAAGGCCCAGUAGAACCUUUCCUUCUCCCUUCUUAUUUGUGACUUAAUUGGCUUCCCAUUCCAUAAACCAACAUCUCACCGAGUUCCCCGUAGUGAGGGGCUGGGGUGCCCUAACUGCCCCCGUCCUUCCUGUCUGCGUUUAGGCCACGCUUUUCUCGUGUUCUGCCGGCUGCGUUGUGGUUUUGACUUUGUUUACCGGUCCAUUGAGUGGAAAAAGAAAAAAAAAAAAACGCGACCGAACUGUGGCUCUCGUCAGACAGUGCUGACCUUGUCGUCGUUACACUCAUCUUUGCUUUGAUGUCGUUCUUUAUCCUCAUUGUUCUCUGUGUAAAGAAGCAGAGUCGUUCGCCCUGGGGGGUGACAAAGCGGCUACGCAACAGGUGGAACUAAUGGCUCUCAUCCAGACCAUCUUGGACGUGCACACAAACCACUGCGACCACAGAAGACCUCUACAGGUCUGCCCUGCUCAGCUCUGGGAACUAAUAUAUCCCCCCCGCCUCUGAUGCUAAUGAACAGUGCUACCAACAAGGGGAGGACACGCGUUUUCUGGGUGCCCAGGCUCGGUGAGGCCAAGGAUCAGGCCAAGUGUUACCUGCCGAUGAUGGAUAAUGCCUCUUCUUUCAGUGAUGGGUCUUUAUUUUCACUAGUACAGGUUAAGCCCAUUGAACCUUGAGGGGCAGAUUUUGUGACUCCCCCCAGUUGUUCUUCAUUUGCCUCCUGGGGCAGAUACGGGGUUCAGUGUAACCUUUGACCCUUUGACGUGUAAGUGUGUGCGCAUCAACCUUGUACCGCAGUGGUGUAGAGAAAUACAAAAUCCAACAGAGGACCUUCCCGGUAUUUAUAUAUGAAGCUGCAUAUGCAUAAUAUAUACGAAUAGCAUACAAAUAUUUAUUAAUGAAAAAGUUGGUCUUUGACUUCCUGAGUGUGGUAGCAUCCCAUUGAACCCUGACCCCCCCCCUCACUUCCUGUCUUUGUUACUGAAUCAUACUUCAGUUAUAAUUUAAUGACCUUUUAUUUUGUACAAAAUCUAUAUUGAGAAAAUUGUAUAAUAAUUUUUAACGAAAAAAAUAUCAAUUUUGCUGUUUUAUUUCUUCCUUUUUUAAAGAGAAUGUAUCUUAUCACCUGGUGACUGUUAAAUAAAUGAGAAGAUCUGAUCGAC